Messenger RNA from Lactuca saligna, 792 nucleotides. NCBI's taxonomy places the organism in Eukaryota, Viridiplantae, Streptophyta, Magnoliopsida, Asterales, Asteraceae. The record is from the annotation of a GenBank genome assembly.
AUGGUGAAGUCAGCACGUUACGACAGCAAUGGGUUGAAAAAAGGUGCAUGGAGUGAAGAUGAAGACAACAAGUUAAGAGCUUACAUCCAAAGAUAUGGCCAUUGGAACUGGGCUUUACUUCCCAAGUUUAUUGGUUUGUCUAGAAGUGGUAAAAGUUGCAGGUUGAGAUGGAUGAACUAUCUUCGCCCAAAUAUUAAACAUGGAAAUUUUACAAAAGAAGAAGACGAUCUGGUUAUUGAUUUACAUAACAAGCUCGGAAACAAAUGGUCAACAAUAGCUAUGAAGUUACCUGGAAGAAGCGACAAUGAGAUAAAAAAUCGUUGGAACACACAUUUGAAGAAGAGAGUUCAGAGUGACCACAAUGUGUCUUCAACUGAACACUUAGGAACCCUAGAAUAUGAUCAGGCUAACUCUAAAGAAAAUACUGUUAACAAGACAGAUCUACAACAUCAACCCGAUGUUGAAAAUUUAUUGGCAGGAGUAUCAUCUGGAUCACCUUCAUAUUCCUCACUCACAGAGAUAUCAUCGUGUCAGUUGAGUGGCUCAGAUUGUGCACUUUUUAGUGACUUAACACCACAAACAUUCGAUGAGGAACUUGAAGAUAAUUUCUGGAGUGACCCAUUUCUAACAGACAUUGAUGCCAUAACACCAUUAGGAAAUAAGUUGUUGUCACCUUUUAAUUUUGUCAACGAGUUCAGCUCUCAAUAUUCUAGCCAGGAUUUGAUGAUGACAGAUGAGUGUCUCUGGUCAAUGAUGGAUUCCUAUGUUGAAAACAAUAUUUUCAUAAAUUGA